Messenger RNA from Cladophialophora bantiana CBS 173.52, 1005 nucleotides. RefSeq lists its product as uncharacterized. The record is from RefSeq and is a predicted model, not a curated record. The transcript is spliced from 3 exons. Bases 1 to 1005 code for a protein of 334 amino acids. Gene Ontology annotation, molecular function: oxidoreductase activity; nucleotide binding. Gene Ontology annotation, biological process: NADPH regeneration. NCBI's taxonomy places the organism in Eukaryota, Fungi, Ascomycota, Eurotiomycetes, Chaetothyriales, Herpotrichiellaceae. Gene Ontology annotation, cellular component: cytoplasm.
AUGUUGAUCGAGCAUAGGUAUCUUCGCUCGGGAGGAGCACAAGCUGUGGAAGCUUCCAAGGACCUUGUGCUGAAGGCCGUCUACUCUCGCUCAUUAAAAUCCGCAAAGAGUCUUGAGGUGGAUGAAGCACAGGUUGAUCUCUACUCAGAUGACUCGGGCGCUGCCAAAUCUUUAGACGAUCUUCUGGCCCGAUCGGAUAUCCAGGCGGUCAUCAUCGCCUUACCGAUCAAGAACCAGCCGGACUACAUUCGCAAGGCGCUGUUGGCGGGCAAGCAUGUCCUCUCGGAGAAGCCAGUGGCCGAGAACGUGAAGGACGCUGCGGAAUUGAUUAAAUGGUAUCGGUCAGAGAUAGAACCGAAAAACGUGACCUGGGCCGUGGCUGAAAAUAUUCGAUACACGAAUUCUUUUAUUCGUGCUGCAGAGGUGGUGGAGACAAAGGGUCGGCAACUGACUUUCAGAUGCCGACUGCAGACGCUUGUCCAGGGUGGGAAGUAUUUUGAGACUGAAUGGCGGAAGAGUCCGACGCACCAGGGUGGAUUUUUGCUUGACGGCGGCGUGCACUUCACUGCCGGGCUUCGAAUGAUGAUGGGCAAAGAUAAUCCGUUGGUAACCCUGUCGGCUCACUCUGCACAGCUUCAAGAACAUCUCCCACCAGUUGAUACUGUUGAAGCUACAGCAAAGAGCAAGAAAGGUGCCGUGGGCACGAUAUCCAUCUCAUUUGGAACGACUCACAAGGGGAGUGAAUGGGCUGUUGGAUGUGAGAAAGGUUCUGUCAGCCUCUCCGGCAAUAAGGUUACGUAUGAUGAUAAGACUGAGGAGGUCAAGGAUGAGAAGACAGGCGUGCCGGGAGAAGUGAGAGCGUGGGGAGAGGCAUUAGCAGCUGGGAAGGUCAACGAAAGACAAUCUCCUGAAGAAGCUUUGGCAGAUCUUGAGUUGAUCGAAGCUAUGUUGCAAAGUGGAAAGCAGGGAGGGGUCCCCUUCAAAUUAGAAUACCAGGAAUUGUAG